AUGUUGUGGUCCAAUCUGUACCCUUUUGCCCUCUUUGGUCUGCUCUCAGCGUCGAGCAGCACCCUGGCCAACCCUCUGCCAGCCAGGGUGAGCCGCCCUCAAGUCGAUGCAGCGGUACAUUCUCUCUUCUCAUACUACAACGCAACAGAUGGACGGUUCGAUACGGCAGCAUCCUGGUGGCUGACGGGCAACGCACUCACCGCGGUGCUCGAGUGGACGGCCAAGACGCAUUCCUGGCAAUACAUGCCUCAGGUGCUGCAUACGAUUCAGGAGCAAAAGAAGCCGCUUGCCUGGUGGCCGUCUGGUGGAGGCAUUUUCCGGGCUGACUCGACCGACGACACGGGCUGGUACGCUCUGGCGAUGCUCAAGAUGUUUGACAUCACUCGAGACCCAAAGUACCUCGACUACGCGGUAACGGACGCAGAAUACUUGCAGAGCUUCGAGAGCUCUACGUGCGGAGGGGGCAUCAUCUGGGAUAUCCCCUCCAGAACGUACAAGAAUGCUAUCAGCAACGAGCUGUACCUCUCGCUCACUGCGGGACUUGCCAACCGCCUGCGGGACCAGAGCAAGGCGCAGAAGUAUCUAAGUAUCGCGAAGCAGCAGUACGCUUGGUUCGUCAACAGCGGCAUGAUCAACAAGGACUACCUCAUCAACGACGGCCUUACCGAUGCCUGUGCCAACAACGCCGGCAAAAUUUGGAGCUACAACCAGGGUGUGAUCCUCGGUGGCCUUACAGAGCUGUACAAGGCGGACGGAUGCAAGCAGGAAUACCUGAGGCUGGGAAAGCGUAUCGCCGAGGCGGUGCUGGCGUCGGCGGCGUUCGACAGCAAUGGCAUCCUGACCGAACUGUGCGAGCCUACCUCGAGCUGCAACAGCGAUCAAGACGCAUUCAAGGGGAUCUUUGUGCGCAAUCUGGACAAGUUCAACAGGGUGCUGCCGGGCGCACCGUAUACGAGCUACAUCCAACGCCAAGCCGCAUGGGCAUACAGCCACGACAGGAACGCGACCGAUUUUUACGGCGUUCAAUGGACCGGUCCUGUGGGGCAGGCCAACGUUGGCACGCAAGGGUCGGCAGUGAGUCUGCUCGUUGCCGCUCUGUGA
Molecule: messenger RNA, 1101 nt
Organism: Sporisorium graminicola
Lineage: Eukaryota; Fungi; Basidiomycota; Ustilaginomycetes; Ustilaginales; Ustilaginaceae
Exons: 1
Coding region: 1-1101 (366 amino acids)
Biological process (GO): carbohydrate metabolic process
Source: RefSeq, a predicted model, not a curated record